AUGGAACCCGGAGGAGCUCCUAAGCUGACUUUGCGGGUCGCCAAAAUACAACAGCCCCCCGAAGACGACGAAUAUGGCGCCGACAAGCCCGAGGGCUUCUGGCUCGAGCUCUUCCUCCUGAGGCCGGAGAGGGCGAGCCUGCGCAGGCUGCUGGACGGGCUGUCGGCGGGCGAGCUGCUGCAGCUCGAGGAGCAGACGCGGCAGCUCUUUGCGCGGGCCGUGGGCGCGCUCAAGGGCACGACGGGCGGGGCGCAGCAGGAGGUCGCCGAGGGGCAUGCUCUAGAGCUCCGACAUCAUCGCCGUGCUGGCGGGGCUGGACCACGUCGACACGAUCUUCUCGGAAUUUGUGGGUUCUCUGGAUGGGAUAAUACGGAAUGGGAAGAGCUUGGAACUACGGCAAAAGGCCGUCGAGACGGCCCUGGCGGUCACGUCUGGCGCGUACCAGACGAGUCUGUUGACGUACUUUAUACAGAGGGAUAUGUUUCCCGCCAUCAUGAAGGUGAGAGGAGUCUUCAGGACAUGGUGUGGCAUGGAGGUCCAGAUACUGACAAAGGAUCUGCUCAGUUCAUACAAGAAACGGAUACGCCGAUACGAGUAUUCCAGCCGUUUACCCUGCUCGGCUUGUUAGCAAACUACAACAAGUUUGAGUUUCAGAACCCAUAUCAGCUACGGCUGAACGACUUUGUCAACGAGGCCACGAUACAGACUGUCGUCCGCAGCGUCGGAUACACGUGCCAGAGGUUACGGGCGCAGUAUGUGGACAUUCAAGAGGACUUGCCGGAAGGAUGGACGCUAGCGAGCACACUCAACAUGAUAGGGUUGGGUGCCAUCGCUCCAGGGCCUAGGCCGGAGAAGAAGGUGGUAUACGAUGCCGAGACGGCGAAGCAAAUGUUCACCAAACUCCCCGGGGAAGAAGCUGCUCUUUUACUAGCGACCUACGAUUUCAGUCACGCAAACAAGCUCUUCUGCUUCAACCUCAUGACCCUCAAGGCCGACAAGGGCGAGGAGCAGCCCUUCGCCAGCUACCUCUCCCUGACGUCGUACCUCCUCCAGCACGCGCACCUAUCCCAGCGCGCCACCGUCUACUGCCACCUCAACCUCAUGGUCUUCCGCCUCCUGAUCGAGGACCCGGUGCUGUGCAAGCGCAUGUGCAGCGACGAGGGCAAGGCGGCCGUGCGCCUCUGCCGCCAGCGCCAGCCGCACCUGCCGGCCGUGCGCACGGAGCGCGUGCUGGCGGCCAGCCUGCUCGACACCAUGAUCGACGGCAUCAACCACAACCUGCGGCGGCGGCUCGACGUGGGCCUGUACGCGCUCUGCGUGGGCAUCCUGCUGCGCGCCGUGUCGUACAUGUCGCGGUCGCGCACGCGGCUGCAGUACCACUGGGCCGAGCUGUUCCGGUCGCUGCUCGGGCUCGUCCGGUUCCUGACGACGUACGCGGCCGACCUGCGGGACCUGCCGCACGUCGAGACGCUGCUGGACCACGUGGUCAACCUGCUGGCGCUGGGGCUCAGCGCCGGCGAGGCCUUCCUGCCGACGCCCGCGGCGUACGACGACCUGUUCUACAAGGUCGUCGAGGCCGGGGACGUGCUGGUCAAGUUCCGGGACACGUACGGCCUGGCGGACAGGCCGAGCAACAGCAUACACACGCUCGUCAGCGUGAGCGCGCACUACAAGCAGAUGCUGGCGGAGGGGACGGCGAAGGGCGGCAAGGGCGGGCGCGUGGUGGGCAAAGGGGGCACGCUGACGAGCCUGCAGGUGGCCGAGGUGAUCAAGCAGGGGUACGAGACGCUGAGCAUCCAGGCCAAGGAGGGGCUGGACAGCUGGGAGCGGUACCGGGAGGCGGACGAGAGGACGGUGCUGAAGAGGAUGGCGCGGACGGCGGUGGGGGACGUCAAGGUGCUGAUUGGGUGA
Messenger RNA from Thyridium curvatum, 1911 nucleotides. RefSeq lists its product as uncharacterized. Gene Ontology annotation, cellular component: cytosol. NCBI's taxonomy places the organism in Eukaryota, Fungi, Ascomycota, Sordariomycetes, Thyridiales, Thyridiaceae. The record is from RefSeq and is a predicted model, not a curated record. The transcript has 4 exons. Bases 1 to 1911 code for a protein of 636 amino acids. Gene Ontology annotation, biological process: regulation of Golgi organization.